Molecule: messenger RNA, 1482 nt
Organism: Benincasa hispida (wax gourd)
Lineage: Eukaryota; Viridiplantae; Streptophyta; Magnoliopsida; Cucurbitales; Cucurbitaceae
Product: E3 ubiquitin-protein ligase ATL6-like
Source: RefSeq, a predicted model, not a curated record
CCCUCCCCUCUACUGAUUCCCUUCUCUGUUUUUCUUUAAACCUUCCCUUGACUUUCCUCCGCCGUGGCUUCCUCUCUCCACCAACCUCCACUUUCUCCCAUAAUAAACCCUCUCUUCUUCUUCUUCUUCACCUCAACCCCCAAAUUUCCCAUCAACCAAAACCAUGUCCUCUUUCACCGCCGUCCAUGGCCCUCUCUUCUUCUUCCUCCUCCUCUUCUUCUCCGCCUCCGCCCAGACCCAGCUCUCCCCCGACCCCAGAUCCGACCCUUACCAGUACCGCCUCAGCGGCUCCAUGGCUGUCAUCAUCGUUAUCCUCAUCGCCGCCCUCUUCUUCAUGGCUUUCUUCUCCGUCUACAUCCGUCACUGCAAUGAUUCCCAAUCCAACACCGUCCGUCCUAUCUCCAACGCCGCCGCCCGCUCCCGUCGCGCCACCCGCGGUCUCGAUCCGGCCGUAAUCGAAACAUUCCCAACCCUAGUUUACUCCGACGUUAAAGAGCAUAAAAUUGGUAAAAGUGCCCUAGAAUGCGCUGUUUGUUUGAAUGAAUUUGAAGAUGAUGAAACGCUGCGUUUAAUCCCUAAAUGUGACCAUGUGUUUCAUCCCGAGUGUAUUGAUGCUUGGUUGGCUUCUCACUCUACUUGCCCUGUUUGUCGAGCUAAUUUGUCUCCUCAACUCACUGAGUCCGUCCACCGAGUUGGCGAUUCUAACGCUGUGGUUAACCCGGACUCCGACGGAGGAGAUAUUGAAGCUCCGUCCAACGACGUCGUUUCAGAGACGACGGCUCCACCACCGGUUCAGAUACCAACGGAGUCGGAAUUGCCUAACAAGGCGUUGAAUCGGACCCGUACGCGUGGAUCUCGUUCCAACAGAUUGCGGUGGCUCUUCCCCCGGUCUCACUCGACCGGGCACUCUUUGGUCCAGCCUGGGGAAGACACCGAGCGGUUUACUCUCCGGUUGCCAGUUGAGAUAAGGAAGCAAGUGGUGAAUCGCAAGCUGAACCGAGCGACGAGUAUGGUAGUUUUGGCAAGGCAGAGCAGUUCCAUGAGAGGAUACCGGUUUGGUUCAGGUGAAGGGAGUAGUCGAGGGAAGUAUUACAGGAGGCUUGAGCGGUUGGACCGGACAUCGAAGUCGGACCGAUGGGUGUUGUCGAUUACGCCGCCGUUUUUUACGCGUAUGUCGUCCAUGAAGACUCCUCGGGGAGGAAGUAACCAUGGCGAAUCCGGCUCGGGCCGAGAACUUGGACAAGGGAAUUCCACGGUCGAUUCAAGUAGGCUUCCGGUCUGAAGUGAUUUAUUUUAAUUUUUUUUUUUAUUUUUUUUAUUUUUUUGCCACAUUUUAUAAAAUAUAAAUUGAAUUUCUCAAGGGGCAAUUUUCUUUUUGUUUUAUAUAAAUUCAUAUAAUCGAAAGUAAUGUGUAUAUAAAUUCUUGUUCAUUAUUCUUUCUUUUUAUAGCUAUAGAUGUUGGUCGUAGGAGUUGUGUUGAAA